Messenger RNA from Aspergillus melleus, 3054 nucleotides. It is a transcript of the gene SFB3, whose product is annotated as Sec23/Sec24 family protein. Gene Ontology annotation, biological process: intracellular protein transport; COPII-coated vesicle cargo loading; endoplasmic reticulum to Golgi vesicle-mediated transport. Gene Ontology annotation, molecular function: zinc ion binding; SNARE binding. Bases 1 to 3054 code for a protein of 1017 amino acids. The record is from RefSeq and is a predicted model, not a curated record. NCBI's taxonomy places the organism in Eukaryota, Fungi, Ascomycota, Eurotiomycetes, Eurotiales, Aspergillaceae. The transcript has 6 exons. Gene Ontology annotation, cellular component: endoplasmic reticulum exit site; COPII vesicle coat.
AUGGCCGACUAUCCCCCUAUGUAUAAUGCCUACGGCCAGCCUGUCGCAGAUUCCUCCGAUCCCAAUCGAAUGCAAUCGCCUCCUGCCGCCUUCCCUCCUGGUCCUUCUCCCCUUCAGCCCGGUGCUCCUUACGGGAGUCCGCCUCCGAAUCAGUGGUCCACCUACGGCGCUCCUCCCCCGCAACAACAAUACCAACAACAUCCGCAGCAACUACAACAACCCCCGCCGGCGCGCGGUCUCGCUCCUAGUCCGCAAUUCGGAUACAAUGCAGAUCCCCAGGCCGCCGUGAGUCCUCCCGUGGACCCCUCGAUGGCCGGAUUGGCGUCGCAGAUGAGUGGGUUGGGAAUCGUGGGUGAGGGCGGGGCCCGCGCCUCCAAGAAGAAGCAUCGUCAUGCCCACCACGACAUUGGCGGGGCCUCGUCGUCGGGCUCUGUCCCACAACAGAUGCCUGGCAUGGUGGCCCCCGAACCGACGUCGCAGUUCUUGAACACGGGGUUGAACCAGGCACCGCGGUCGGUUUCUCCGGCCGUUGGGGGCGUCAGUCCCGCCAUGGGCAUGCAACAACAACCGGGUUUCCCAGGAACGGGCGCGCCAGGUUCGGUGCCGACGCAGGGCAAGAUUGAUCCGGAGCAGAUCCCCAGCAUCCCUCGAUCUCGCGACCUCCCCGCCCAGUACUACUUCAACCAUGUCUACCCUACGAUGGAACGCCAUCUCCCUCCGCCGGCCGCCGUGCCCUUCGUGGCCCAUGACCAAGGCAAUUCGUCUCCCAAAUACGCCCGUCUCACUCUCAACAACAUCCCCUCCGCUUCCGACUUCCUCACCUCGACCGCGCUGCCGCUGGGAAUGAUCCUGCAGCCAUUGGCUCGUCAGGACCCGGGCGAACAGCCCGUCCCCGUGUUGGACUUUGGCGACGCUGGACCGCCGCGAUGCCGUCGAUGCCGUACCUACAUCAAUCCCUUCAUGAGCUUUCGAUCGGGCGGAAACAAGUUUGUCUGCAACAUGUGUACCUUCCCUAACGACGUGCCGCCCGAAUACUUUGCCCCCGUGGACCCGUCGGGGUCGCGCAUCGACCGCAUGCAACGUCCAGAAUUGAUGAUGGGAACCGUCGAAUUUGUGGUGCCCAAGGAAUACUGGAACAAGGAGCCCGUGGGAUUGCAGCUGUUGUUUAUGAUCGAUGUUAGCCAAGAGUCCAUCAACCGAGGGUUCUUGAAGGGGGCCUGCCGGGGUAUCCUGAACGCGCUCUACGACACGGAAAACACCGAGGAGGGCGAGUCGCCGCGACGAAUACCCGAGGGGGCCAAGAUCGGAAUUGUUACCUUUGACCGGGAGGUGCACUUCUACAACCUGAGUGCGCAACUCGACCGCGCGCAGAUGAUGGUCAUGACUGAUCUGCAGGAGCCGUUUGUCCCCUUGAGUGAUGGACUGUUUGUCGAUCCUUACGAAUCCAAGGAUGUGAUUACUUCUCUUCUGCAACAAAUCCCCACCAUUUUCUCCCACGUCAAGACGCCGGAGGUGGCGCUGCUGCCCGCGCUCAAUGCGGCGCUGUCUGCGCUGCAUGCGACCGGUGGAAAGGUCAUCGCCGCCGUGUCCAGCCUCCCCAACUCGGGUCCCGGCGCGCUGGUUAUGCGGGAAGAUCCCAAGGUACAUGGGACGGACGCGGAGCGGAAGCUCUUCACGACCGAGCAUGCCGACUGGCGAAAUGCGGCUGGCAAGCUGGCGGAGGCGGGCAUCGGCGUGGACUUGUUCAUGGCGGCGCCUGGCGGAACCUACGUGGAUGUGGCGACAGUUGGCCACAUUGCUGAAGUGACGGGCGGAGAGACGUUCUUCUACCCUAAUUUCCACGCGCCACGGGAUCUCCUGAAGUUGUCGCGAGAGAUCGCGCAUGCGGCCACUCGUGAGACCGGAUACCAGGCUCUGAUGAAGGUGCGCUGCUCGAACGGAUUGCAGGUGUCAGGAUACCACGGCAACUUCGUGCAACAUGCGCUGGGAGCGGACCUGGAGAUCGGGGCCAUCGACGCGGACAAGGCGAUCGGCGUUAUGUUCAGCUACGACGGCAAGCUGGAUCCCAAGCUGGACGCGCACUUCCAGGCGGCCCUGCUGUACACGUCGGCCAACGGACAGCGCCGGGUGCGCUGCAUCAACACGGUGGCGUCGGUCAACGAGGGCGGUUUGGAGACGAUGAAGUUUAUCGACCAGGAUGCUGUGGUCAGCAUCAUGGCCAAGGAGGCUGCGGCCAAAACGGUGGACAAGUCGCUCAAGGACAUCCGGGCCAGCGUCGCGGAAAAGACGGUGGAUAUCUUCAGUGGUUAUCGCAAGAUCUUCUCUGGAUCGCAUCCGCCGGGGCAACUGGUGUUGCCGGAGAACUUGAAGGAGUUUUCCAUGUACAUGUUGAGCUUGCUUAAGUCGCGAGCACUGAAGGGUGGACAAGAAGCAUCAGACCGAAGGAUCCACGACAUGCGCAUGCUCCGAUCGAUAGGAUGCACGGAGCUCUCGCUGUACUUGUAUCCGCGCAUCAUCCCCAUCCACAACAUGCAGCCCGAAGACGGGUUCCCCAACGAGCAGGGACAACUACAGGUGCCGCCGUCGCUGCGGGCCAGCUACUCCAAGAUCGAGGAGGGAGGCGCCUAUCUCGUCGACAACGGACAGGUGUGUCUACUGUGGUUGCACGCGCAGGUGUCACCCAACCUGCUCGAAGACCUAUUCGGCGAAGGCCACAACUCGCUGCAGGCGCUCAACCCGCAGACGUCGUCGAUCCCGCUACUGGAGACGCAUCUGAACGCGCAGGUGCGCAACCUGAUCCAGUACUUCUCGACGAUCCGGGGCUCCAAGGCCGUGACGAUCCAGCUGGCCCGCCAGGGUCUGGACGGCGCCGAGUACGAGUUCGCCCGCUUACUGCUGGAGGACCGCAACAACGAGGCGCAGAGCUACGUGGACUGGCUGGUCCACGUCCACCGACAAAUCAACCUGGAGCUGGCUGGACAUCGCAAGCGGGAGGAUGCCUCGGCCGACGCGUCCUUGACUAGUUUGGCCGGAUUACGGGCCCCGUAUUGGUAG